CAAAAGACGGUGGUGGUAUCGUUACAAGCCAAAAAUUAAUAAUUAACUCUCUAAACCCACUUUGGCUUUCGGAGAGGAAAGCGAGAGAGACAAUGGAGCUGAACGGAGAGGAAGGAAAAGCGACGACGUAUUGCGUAACGGGUGCCAGUGGAUACAUCGGUUCUUGGUUGGUUAAGUCUCUUCUCGAAAGAGGCUACACAGUUCACGCCACUCUCAGAGAUCUUGCAAAAUCUCAAUAUUUAAAAUCCAAGUGGAGAGGAAACGAACGGCUUAGAUUAUUCCGAGCGGAUCUUCAAGAUGAAGGCAGCUUCGAUGACGCCGUUAAGGGCUGUGAUGGCGUGUUCCAUGUCGCGGCUUCCAUGGAGUUUGAUAUCUCACCGGAUCACGUUAAUCUAGACAGUUAUGUCCAGAACAAAGUCGUUGACCCGGCGAUAAAAGGCGUACGGAACGUACUAGGUUCUUGUCUGAAGUCAAAAUCAGUCAAGAGAGUUGUCUUCACGUCAUCCAUCAGUACCCUCACAGCCAAAGAUGAGAAUGAACAGUGGAGAUCAAUCGUAGAUGAGACUUGCAAGACUCCCAUUGAUCAUGUACUUAAAACAAAAGCAAGUGGAUGGGUUUAUGUACUAUCGAAACUAGUAUCAGAGGAAGAAGCAUUUAGGUAUGCAAAAGAGAGAGGAAUGGAUCUUGUUUCAGCUAUUACAACUACUGUCUCGGGUCCAUUUCUUACUCCUUCUCUCCCAUCAAGCCUUCAAGUUCUUUUGUCUCCAAUAUCAGGUGACUCCAAGUUGUUUGCGAUACUAUCAGCAGUGAACAAAAGAAUGGGUUCGAUUGGUUUGGUACACAUUGAAGAUAUUUGCAUGGCGCAUUUGUUUCUGAUGGAAGAACCAAAAGCUGAAGGUCAAUACAUAUGUUGUGUUGAUAAUAUUGACAUGCAUGAGUUGAUGCUUAAUCACUUCUCUAAGGAGUGUCUAUGUAAAGUUCAUAAGGUUGAUGAUGAUUUGGAAGAGAGACAAAGUUUGAUGAAGCCUAAGAUUUCUUCAAAGAAGUUAAGAGACUUGGGAUUUGAGUAUAAAUAUGGUAUUGAUGAAAUUAUUUAUCAAACCAUUGAUGCUUCCAUCAAUUUUAGGUUCCCUACCUUGGACCAGAGGCUCAAGCAGUGAGAGGCUUGAAGUUUUGAUCAGGCCAUAGUGAUUAUAAAGAAUCCAUUAAUAAAGCUUUUUGUAUCCCCUACAAGUUGUUUAUUUAGAAGGUUCUAUUGUAUACUGCCAAAGCGAAACCGGUUAGACAAUGAACCAACAAUAGAAACCUUCCUCAUUCAUCUC
Brassica oleracea var. oleracea is the source of this 1322-nucleotide messenger RNA. Its product is annotated as dihydroflavonol-4-reductase. Lineage: Eukaryota; Viridiplantae; Streptophyta; Magnoliopsida; Brassicales; Brassicaceae. Bases 93 to 1160 code for a protein of 355 amino acids. The record is from RefSeq and is a predicted model, not a curated record. The transcript has 6 exons. Gene Ontology annotation, molecular function: oxidoreductase activity, acting on the CH-OH group of donors, NAD or NADP as acceptor.